Molecule: messenger RNA, 3125 nt
Organism: Pocillopora damicornis (cauliflower coral)
Lineage: Eukaryota; Metazoa; Cnidaria; Anthozoa; Scleractinia; Pocilloporidae
Source: RefSeq, a predicted model, not a curated record
UCUUAUCCAGGCAUGUAACGCAACUUGGCUCUGGUACUAUUUUGCGAACUCUCCAUCUCUAAUCCACGUUACCCAGUAAUCAGGUUUGUAGCUCGGCCUAAGGUUAAUUAAUGUCCGUACAUAAGUGCCUGAUAUACAUCGAGAUUGUAAUGGUACCGUUGACAUGCAAUCUACUGCAGUUGACCGGCAGUUGAACGAAAGAUUAAUAAUGUCUCCUGUAAUAUUAUUUGUCUACCAGCGGACUCGUCUUCUUUUUUCAGUGUCCAAAGGUGACCUGAGGAGAUGUAAAAAGCAUGUUUUCUUUUAAAUAUUCGCUAAGAAUCGAUCUUAAUGUGUGACAAAUAUCAGUAGAAGCCUUGUACAAAAUUCAUGAAAACUGUCUGUUUGAGUCGUUUGUAAAACCUGGCUGGCUAACACCGGACGGUUCUAAGGCCGUUUCUAUUUUUGUUAUUACCCAAUUCCCCGAUGUUUUUUGCUGGCGAACUGACUGAAAACUAAGCCCCACUUGGGAUUCGUUAUAAAGUUAAGGAUUUCUCAAAAAUACACAGCUCACACUUUUUAUUCAAACCUUUGCCUGAAUUAGCAUUUAGCGUUGCGAAACCAAGAGAUUUCUAUGUCACGCUAUGACCUGCUGAUGAAUAGUGGCAUACACAGUAUAAACCAGUGACAUAUUUCGGACCGAACACUUUGAACAUGAAAUGUAGACUACGAUUUUUCCAACUUUUCAGCCUGAACACUGUGAAGAUGGCUUGCUAGCGAGCUUUCGUCAUUUUCGAGUGCUGAACGAGGCACGAAAGAGAAGACGGAAGGAGAACGAGCCGCGAGGGAUUGGGGCAGCGAUGCUAGCUGUUGUUUUAAAGGACGGAUUGUCUACAGGGUAGUCUGGGUCAGCUGGUUAGCGUUACUCAGGAUUAAGAUAAAAGUUAAAUUUUGUCUUUGAUUUACGGUUUGUGGGGUUUCAUCUGUUAGUUUUCAGUCGAAAGGAAAGAGGAGAAAAACCUUUCCCAGUGAUAUAACUGAAACCCAUUCAAAAUUUACUCUAACCCCGUGUGAGUUUAUGGACUUCAAAUUAAGUCUACUUAUUUUAAUCUAAACAUAAUUUUGUUGCGAUUAAAGCCAUCGUGUGGUUGCUUUACAGAUUCGUUAGCUAGGAUGAAAACACUGCGCAAACUCAAGAACCUAUUAACACCAGUUUUAUUUCGCGGGAAACACGAUUACUUCCCGAGAACCCUCGAGCUUCACAAUGGCGGAAAGACCCAACCACUAUUUUCUUCUGAAGAAAUGAACCGGCGUCUGAACAGUAUCCGUUCUUACAUGGAGAAAAAUGGCCUUGACGCAUGCGUGUUCACUUCUUACUACAACAUUUAUUACUUCAGCGAGUUUCUAUACUGUUCCAUGGGACGGCAAUACGCCUUGGUCAUUACUGACGAAAAAGCAUUGACAAUUACGCCAUCUGUAGAUUAUGGGUUUCCAUGGAGACGAGGAACUUGCGAUAACAUUAGCUACACCAACUGGCAAAAGGAAAAUUUUUACUACGCCAUGCAACAACAGUUACAGUCUGCAAAGACGGUGGGUGUAGAGUUUCCAGAUAUGGGAGCCUCGCUGCAAAGUUUCUCAGAGGCCUUACCGCAUGCCAAAUUUGUCGACGUAGCAGAUGCAGCCAUGGAAAUUCGACGAGUGAAGUCUCCAGAGGAGGUCGAAAUAGUCCGUCAAGGCUCUCGAAUAGCAGAGCUUGGGGCGUAUGCAGGAAUCAAGACCUUACACGAGGGUGUCCCAGAGUAUGAAGUGGUGAUCGCUUCAAAUAGUGCGAUGAUGCGGGAGGUCGCUGUAACAUUUCCACAAAUCGAUAUCCGAGAUACGUGGUCUUGGCUGCAGUCAGGAAUAAACACAGACGGUGCACACAACUUUCCUACAAGUCGACGAGUUCAAAAAGGCGAUAUUCUGAGUUUGAACUGCUUUCCAAUGAUAGCAGGAAACUAUGCUGCUCUAGAGCGGACGUUAUUCUUUGAUCACGUGCCAUCAGAUCGACAUAUGGAACUCUGGGAGAUCAAUAACAAGGUUCACCGUAGAGGCCUGGAACUAGUCAAACCAGGCAUGCGCUGCGGUGACGUUGCACGGGAACUGAAUGAAAUUUAUAUGGAACACGACAUUCUGCAAUACCGAGUCAUUGGCUACGGACACUCCACGGGAGUUCUUUCUCACUACUAUGGAAGAGACUGGGGCUUAGAGUUCCUCGAGCACGUGGACACAGUUCUGGAGCCUGGGAUGAUCAUUACCAUGGAACCAAUGAUUGUAGUUCCCGAAGGAAAACCUGGAGCUGGCGGGUACAGAGAGCACGAUACUUUGAUUAUUACGGAGACUGGGACCGAGAACACAACAGCAUCGUUUCCUAUUGGUCCUGAACAAAUGAUUGUCAAAAACUAAGCAUCCUAUCCCCAAAGACAGAGUUUAUAACUUUCUGUAAGUCUCCUCUAUGACUGAUCCAAGAAUUUUGACGGGAAAAGCUAUUUUUGUAGGAAUAGCUGAUAAGGUCCUAGGGUUACAGAAAAACUGAGAAAAAAAAGAUGAUUUAUUGCUGAAUAAUCAAUCUUCCUGUCGAUAAAUUUCCGACGAAGAAGCCCCUUCAAGAAAAUCCUUUCGACGCCCAUCCAGAGGCGGUGCACAUUUGCCAUAAUAAGCUUAAUUGACUGAUUGAUCAAAAUGCCGUUGCUCUUUGUAUGAAAAAGCAUCCACAUUCAGCCGUUUUUAAUGUUAGUUAAGGGGAUGUGCAUGUCUGUUCCACAAGUUAGUUUAUUUCACCAUGGUAUUCAAAUGCCUACAUGGGUUAGCUCCGGACUAUUCAACUUCGAAAUUCUCUUAACGCAAUAAAGUUACAACCUAAGGGACUCCGAGAAAAAACUUAUGUUCUAUUACCAAGCACAAAGUAUUUCAAAAAUAGUUUUCGUUACAGAGGUGCCACAUUGCGGAAGUUAAGCCAUACCAGGGGGGUUGUGACAAAGAAUUUCAACAUUAGGCUUCAGAACGUUUUAUUCCCAUUUUUAACAAACGUUGAAUCAAUUUGUGUUAUUGGUGAGCGAGAGAUUAAAGUUUACAAUGUCUUGUCGUAAGACAUCUCCAUUCCAUGA